Molecule: messenger RNA, 1149 nt
Organism: Rhinichthys klamathensis goyatoka
Lineage: Eukaryota; Metazoa; Chordata; Actinopteri; Cypriniformes; Leuciscidae
Gene: hsd17b3
Product: hydroxysteroid (17-beta) dehydrogenase 3
Exons: 11
Coding region: 85-1008 (307 amino acids)
Cellular component (GO): endoplasmic reticulum
Molecular function (GO): testosterone dehydrogenase (NADP+) activity
Source: RefSeq, a predicted model, not a curated record
UCAGAUUAGAUGAGAGAAUGAGAACUGUGCAAGAAGGACCAAAAUAGCAGGAAGGACUCAUUUUAAGCCUUGCGAAAAUCCAUCAUGACUCUCACUGAGAUUCUCUUCAUCUUGACUGGGACUUGCACCGUCCUGGUUUUUGGAGGGAAACUAGUAUGCCUUCUUAUGAUGCUUGCUCCGAAGCUCUUCUGUCCUCUUUCUGAAUCUUUUUUCACCUCUAUGGGGAAAUGGGCAGUGGUCACUGGAGGGUCAGAUGGAAUAGGCAGAGCAUAUGCAGAAGAGCUUUCAAAACUAGGUAUGAAUGUGAUCGUCAUCAGCAGAAAUCAAGAGAAGCUUGACAGAGCAGCCAGGAAGAUCGAGCUCACUACAGGAGGGAAAGUCAAAGUAAUAGCUGCUGACUUCACCAAAGACGAUAUAUAUGGACACAUUAAAGAAAACAUUGAGGGUUUGGAUAUUGGUAUUUUAGUGAACAACGUUGGGAUUCUACCGAGCCAAAUACCCUGCAAGCUACUUGAAACAUCUGAUUUGGAAGAAAGAAUACAUGAUGUUAUCAACUGCAAUGUAAAAGCCAUGGUUAAGAUGUGCAGAAUUGUCCUUCCAGGAAUGCAGCAAAGAGGAAGAGGAGUCAUUCUGAAUGUGUCUUCUGGAAUAGCCAAAAUACCCUGCCCUAUUUACACCUUGUACUCAGCAUCAAAGGUUUUUGUGGAAAGAUUUUCACAGGGUCUUCAAGCUGAAUAUAAAUCCAAGGGAAUUAUUAUUCAGACAGUGGCUCCAUUUGGGGUUUCAACAUCAAUGACGGGACAUCAGAAGCCGGAUAUGGUUACAUUCACAGCUGAGGAGUUUGUGAGGAGCUCAUUGAAGUAUCUGAAGGCUGGUGACCAAACAUAUGGCAGCGUCACUCAUACCAUAUUGGGCGGGAUUGUGCAGUCCAUUCCCACCUGGGUCCUGCAGAGUGAAGCGUUUCAGCAUCACUUUAAGGAAUAUGUGAAGGAAAGGGUCGAAAGCUAAGAGUUGUCAUUCUCAAAGUUUAUAUAGAGUAAAUAGUAUUGAACAUUUAAACACCACAACUGUUGUGUUUGUUUGCACUAAUUAUGACAAUACAGUAUGCAAAAAUAAAAGACUGUAAAAGAAAGUGUGAGAACGAAACAA